This is a messenger RNA of Drosophila grimshawi, 2753 nucleotides long. RefSeq names its product hemicentin-1 (gene tei). The record is from RefSeq and is a predicted model, not a curated record. Gene Ontology annotation, molecular function: cell adhesion molecule binding. Gene Ontology annotation, cellular component: cell-cell junction. NCBI's taxonomy places the organism in Eukaryota, Metazoa, Arthropoda, Insecta, Diptera, Drosophilidae. The transcript has 11 exons. Bases 83 to 2575 code for a protein of 830 amino acids. Gene Ontology annotation, biological process: cell-cell adhesion.
UUCCACACAUGCGGCUUUGAGGUGCUUUCGGGGAAUCGGCAGGGAAACUACACACAACAUCAUUUGGAGAAGUGAUGAAGUCAUGAGACCGACAUUCGAUCGACGCCUCUGGAUAUUAUUGUUCAUUAUUUUAGUACAAUGUACCACCUACACACAACAACAGAAUAUCAAUGCAAAGUCGCAAUUAAAGACGACGCCCGCCGAGCACGCAGCCAGCAAAUGGCGCAGCAUAUCAGAGCUAUCAGAUCGGACGCAGAGUCGAUUCGAUCUGGAAGCGGAGAAUGCACAGCAGAUGCUGCAACAGCUUCAGCCAGUUGACCAUAGGCAGCUGUCGAGCAGUCGCAAUAGUAAACCCUCCAGGUGUGCCAAGAACUGUGCCAAAGCGAAGGUGGCCAAAUGGAAGGCGCAGCUGAAGAGUCAUCAUGGCCAUCAGGCGCAUCGCGCUUCUUACAACAAGGAGGCAAAGCGACGAUGGCGUCGGGAGACCGAGGAGGAGGAAGUGGAGCUGCAGCUGCCCACAGUAAGCUCCAGUUCGACCACGGUGGCCACCAGUGCCGUUGUCACGGCCUAUGCUAAUAGAACGCUGACAACGGUGAAGGCGAAACGUGCUCGUUCCAUGGUGCACCUAGCGCCGGAGGAUAUGAAGCCCAAGCCCAAGGAACCCGUCGUUAUCAUCGAUGACGUCGAGGAGUUUGACAGCGGUACCUCGACACGCGACCUAUUCGCCAAGAGUCGCGAGGAUGGUGAUCUCCUCGACGAUGAUGAUGGGCCGCUGGAGGGUCCGCGAGCGCUGCCCCUGCGCCCAGUGCUGCCCAAUCCUUACGAGGACGAGGAGAUGUCUGUCGUUUAUGCGGAGCAGCACUCGGAGAUUAGGCUGAUGUGCGAGGUGGAUCUGGAUAUAUCCUCCAGCAUGUGGUAUAAGAAUGGCCAGGUGGUGCAUGCCAUGGACCGCACAACUCGUGUCACCGACUAUCGCUUUAUCAAGGAGGCUAAUGGAGCGCUAACCAUCACCAAUGUAAUGCUCGAGGACGAUGGCAAGUGGCAGUGCGAGGCGGAGAAUACGCGACGCUACACCGAAAAUGCUCGACCCGUUAAGCUGGUCGUGCUGGAUCGUCCAAAACCGCCAUAUUUGCUGAUUGACUCACGGCGCCUGGAUGCAGGCAACAUUUUCGUGCCCGUCAAGGAAAACUCGGAGCUGAACUUGGCUUGUGUCAGCGAGGGCGGCAAUCCACGACCCACGCUCACCUGGGAGGUGCUGCUGAGUCCUGGCGUAGAUCGUCAUGCCCAGAAAGUAUCCGCUGAGGUCCUAGAACUGGAAGAGAUCAAAAACGAGAAGGAUAAGAACGGCUACAAAAUCAACAGCGGUGCCAAAAGCGAAGCCCGUUUGCCCGCCGUGUAUCGAGCGCACCACAAUGCCCGGAUUCUGUGCGUCAUGGAGCAUCCCACGCUGAAGAUUCGACAGAAUGCCUCCCUACUCCUGGAUGUGCAGUAUACGCCAUCGUUUGCAAUCUCGCGCACACCUGGCUUUGGCUAUCCGCUGCGGGAGGGCAUCGAAGUUAGCCUCAAGUGCGAUGUCGACUCGAAUCCUCCGAGCACGCCGCGCUGGCAGAAGGAUGACGGUGACACACCGGUGCCGCAAACGGGUGAUGGUUUCCUCAACUUUACAUCGAUUAGACGGGAACAUUCCGGCUGGUACAAGUGCACAUCACGGCAUCUGAACUUUCAAUACUCGUCGAUUGGCUAUUACCUCAGCGUGAGAUACGACUCGGUGGAUGUCACAUCGGAACCAGAUGAUCAGGAUGUCUCCGUGGCUGCUGCCUCACACAAUCCCAACAAGGGACAGCUGGAAGUGCAACUCGGUGGCGCCGUCACUUUGCAGUGUCCACAAGGCUCCCUGGGCUGCUGGUCACACUUGGACCCAGUUUCGGCGAGGCUGCGGGGACUCGGCUAUGGCAGCUCUCAGCCGACGGGCCAAUUCUCGCUCAAAGAUGUCAUGUACCAGGAUGCGGGCACCUACAAAUGCGUCGGCCAAUCGCUGGCCAACAAGAAGAAGCUCGAUGUCCUUCAGAGUGUCAUCGUCUCAGUCAAGGGUUCGCCCACAGUUGUUGCAUUGAAUGCGACGCCCGUUGCCUAUCCGGGAUCUCCGUUGCAUUUGAAUGUUGAGUUUUGUGCCAAUCCGCCGGCGCAUGCCGCACGCUGGUUGCACGGCGAUCGCGUCUUUACGCCGGGCAAUCAAUACGGCAGCACAGUGCUGGCCUACUCGGUCAAGGAUCUACCCACGCCCUAUUGCAAGGAGGCGCGUUUAACUUAUGUCAGCAUGCACGAGCGUGUGCCACGGACUUUCUACUUUAUUGUGUCGUCGCCAGGUGGCGUUGCUGAGGCCGUGUUCAAUGUGAACUUUACAAAGCGUCAUCGGCAAAUGUCAAACACCAUCGACGACGACGAGGAGGAGGAACUCAAUCGACCCGAGCAAAUACACUUUCCGGUCUUCAGCAAUAAUACGGCGAGCGGGCGAGGCUUUGAGUUGGCUUUGGCCUUAACUCUCUUCGGUGCAACGCUGCUGCAUUCUCAUUAACUUUAAGAGUGUGUGAAAGAGAGGGAUAGUAUUUGAUUGUGUGAGCGUGUGUAUGAAUGAGAGCGAUAAAGUGAGAGAGAGAGAGAGAGAGAGAGAAUGCUGACUAUUAACGCAUGCAAAUUAUUAUGCUAUGUACUACUACGUACUACCCUCUAUGUCUAAGUGCAUAUAUACAUAC